UUUAGUAAUACAAAAAUGGACAAACCGGACUAUAUCAUAAAACAAUACAAACCAUCACUCUUAGAAUUACUAAGAGUUCUCUCAUUUGAAACUAUCUACGCAAAAUCGAAUCCAUGCUCCGAAAAGAAUUCUCCACGCAGCCCCCCCACAUGCAAAGAAUCUCCAGAUACAUAUGGAGACACUAAAAAUUGUGAAUGUGGUACAAGAGAUGGAUCCAAAACGGGUGAUCGAGGAAAAACGGGGGCUGGAGUUACAGGUUCCAGAGCUAGGCAAGAUUGCCACAGACAAAAAGAUCCCGACGAAUUGCCUACAAGCGCUGCUAAUCCUGGGCUGUUGCGACACAUUCAUAACGCUGCUCGCUACAGAUUACCACAGUGUUUCGAGGGGGCUUGUGUUUCUGUUAAGCAAAGAUCAACCAAUAAUUGGAUCUUAGGCCACUCGAUGUUAUUCAGCUCCGUUUCACCAGGUGGCUAUAAGAUGUUGAUAUCCUAUUUAGACAAGGAGAAGCCAUCCAGUAUGCCGUACUUUGUAAUGGAGGCAGCACCAGGUGGACAAAUGAGUUGUGAGACGAGAGUCGGACCAUCGCAGGGCACUCGAGCAACUGUUGUUGCUCAAAUAGCUGAAGGAGAGCUCUAUAGUUUCGAGGGCAUAUUGGAUGCAUAUUUUAAUAGUUUCACAACUUCUGUUAUUGCAGUAAAUCGAGAAUUCAUAGCUCUUCAUUAUCUUCAGGCCAUCACUGACCGGUUUUCGUUGGGAGCAGAGAUAGUGGCCCGAGGUAAUACUGCAGAGCUGAGUUCUGCUUCAGGAGCCGGUCGAUGGACUACGGAUGAGCAUACCGUGAGCGCUACGCUUGGAAACCGAGGACUGGAUGUUUGCUACGCGAGAGUGGUUAAGCCUUUCUUGACAGUUGCUGCGAUGUUGGAGGUCGGUUUUUCGAUACGCCAAGCGGUUGCUACGCUCGCGUAG
Leptidea sinapis is the source of this 966-nucleotide messenger RNA. Its product is annotated as mitochondrial import receptor subunit TOM40 homolog 1-like. The record is from RefSeq and is a predicted model, not a curated record. Gene Ontology annotation, biological process: protein import into mitochondrial matrix. Lineage: Eukaryota; Metazoa; Arthropoda; Insecta; Lepidoptera; Pieridae. Gene Ontology annotation, cellular component: mitochondrial outer membrane translocase complex; mitochondrial outer membrane. Bases 16 to 966 code for a protein of 316 amino acids. Gene Ontology annotation, molecular function: transmembrane protein transporter activity. The transcript is spliced from 3 exons.